AGCAAUGGCGGAAGGAGAGGAGGCAUCGCCGCCACCAACGUCGGGCAGCGACAGCUGGGAAAAAGAUCUUGGAGAAGCUUUGGAAACUGGAGGUUGUGAUCUUGAAACUUUGAGGAAUAUAAUUCAGGGGAGACCACUGCCUGCUGACUUGAGAGCAAAAGUUUGGAAGAUUGCUUUAAAUGUUGCAGGGAAAGGCGACAGUUUAGCAUCUUGGGAUGGUAAUUUGGAUCUGCCAGAACAGACUACAAUUCACAAGGAUUGCCAAGAACUCAUUGACCAGCUUUCAAUGCCAGAGGAAAAGGCUGAUAUAUUACUCUUGAAUGUUGAAUCUGUAAUUACCUUUUAUUGUAAAUCACGGAAUGUUAAAUACAACACGUCUCUUGGCUGGAUUCAUUUGCUUAAGCCCCUCGUGAAUCUUCAUCUUCCACGCAGUGAUUUAUACAACUGCUUUUAUGCUAUCAUGAAUAAGUACAUUCCCAGGGAUUGUUUCCUGAAGGGGAGACCAUUUCAUCUCUUUCGAUUACUUAUCCAAUAUCAUGAGCCUGAACUGUGUUCCUUUCUUGAUACAAAGAAGAUGACUCCAGACUCCUAUGCACUCAACUGGCUUGGAAGCCUUUUUGCAUGUUUCUGUUCUGUUGAAGUCACUCAGGCAAUAUGGGAUGGAUACCUACAGCAAGCAGAUCCAUUCUUUAUUUAUUUUUUAAUGUUAAUAAUUCUUGUCAAUACAAAAGAUGUUAUUUUAGCACAAGAAUCUGACAGUAAAGAAGAAAUUAUUCAGUUUUUGGAAAAUACUCCCUCCAGUUUGAAUAUAGAAGAUAUUGAAGAUCUAUUUUCUCUGGCACAAUAUUAUUACAGUAAAACUCCAGCUUCAUUUAGAAAGGACAAUCAUAGUUUAUUUGGCAGUCCUUUGCUGGGAAUUAAGGAUGACGACACAGAUCUGAGUCAGGCCCUCUGCCUGGCAAUUUCAGUAUCAGAGAUUCUUCAAGCAAAUCAACAGCAAGGGGAAGGAGUUCGAUUCUUUGUGGUGGAUUGCAGGCCUGCGGAACAGUACAAUGCUGGGCAUUUAUCAACAGCUUUUCACUUAGAUUCAGAUUUGAUGCUUCAGAAUCCAUCAGAAUUUGCACAAUCUGUAAAAUAUUUGCUAGAAGCCCAGAAGCAGUCUAUUGAGUCUGGUUCAGUUGCAGGAGGAGAGCACCUCUGUUUCAUGGGAAGUGGCAGAGAAGAAGAAGACAUGUAUAUGAACAUGGUUCUUGCACACUUUUUACAGAAAAACAAAGAAUAUGUCAGCAUUGCCAGUGGAGGAUUUAUGGCACUCCAGCAGCACUUAGCAGACAUAAAUGUGGAUGGACCAGAAAAUGGAUAUGGCCACUGGAUUGCUAGCACCUCAGGCUCCAGGAGUAGUAUAAAUUCCUCUGUUGAUAGUGAUUCUCCUAAUGGUUCAAGUGAUGGUCGAGGAAUGAAGUCACUGGUCAACAAAAUGACUGUUGCUUUAAAAACAAAAUCUGUGAAUGUCAAAGAAAAAGUUAUCAGUUUUAUUGAGAAUACAUCAACUCCAGUAGACAGAAUGUCUUUCAAUCUUCCUUGGCCAGACAAAACAAGUACAGAGCGACAUGUAAGUAGCAGUGACAGAGUGGGCAAGCCCUACCGUGGUGUGAAGCCUGUAUUCAGCAUUGGGGAUGAAGAAGAAUAUGAUACAGAUGAAAUUGAUAGUUCCUCAAUGUCAGACGAUGACCGGAAAGAGGUUGUGAACAUUCAAACCUGGAUAAAUAAGCCAGACAUCAAGCAUCAUUUUCCUUGCAAUGAAGUAAAAGAAAAUGGACACAUGUUUCCUAGCCAUCUUUUGGUUACCGCAACACACAUGUACUGUUUAAGGGAAAUUGCUUCACGAAAAGGAUUGGCUUACAUACAGUCUCGGCAAGCACUAAAUUCUGUAGUUAAAAUCACAUCCAAGAAGAAACACCCUGAGCUAAUUACCUUCAAGUAUGGAAACAGCAGUACUUCGGGAAUAGAAAUUUUGGCAAUUGAAAGGUAUUUGAUUCCAAAUGCAGGGGAUGCUACCAAAGCCAUAAAACAACAAAUCAUGAAAGUUCUGGAUGCCUUGGAAAGCUAAAAGCAAAAGACUAGUUAUUUUAAAAGAAGAUGGAGCAACCAGGAGAGGACUGGAAUUCAGCCAAUGCAGUGGAUAUGGAGAUUCCAGCUGAUUGAAUAAUGCAACCCUGCUAUGAAGUAUAAAAACAUGUUUUCUAAACCACAACAUUUACCUAUGCACAAUUGGGGGAAAUAAUUUGAACACUUAAAAAUGACUGCUUUUAAAAUACUAAAUCCAGAACUAAUAUUUAUGACAGAAUAGUUAAGACUUACUUCUAGUCUUAAAUGAAUAAUAAGGAAUGGGUAAAAGCAUUAUAAGUGGAUAAGUGUGUUAAAUUUGAAGUUCACAUUGAAAGGGAUAAAACUGGAGCACUGAACAUGGGUCAUUGGUCUCCAUCACAAUUGAUUAUAUAGUUUUGUAUAUUUCAAAACUUGUGUGUUUGAGUGCACUUUGUUUUACAUUCAUUUGAGGUUGAGGUGAUGAGACUUAAUAAAAGCUAUUAAUCAGAGUGCUACAUAGCUGCAAUGCCUUAUCAUCAUGUCCUUCUUAAUGCUAUUUUCCUUUGGUGUACUUUGUUUUUCAGAGUUCAAACAUUUUGGAAAAAAAAUGUCCUUCCUCCUUUGUGUAGUGAAACAAAGUGAUCUCUCUUUUGCUCUUUUCUUGGUUGAUCUUUUUGGAUCCAUUUUGAACACAUUUGGUGAGAAUCCCUAGAAUGUGUUUGGGGCGAUGGAAAGAAUGACUUUCUGGAAUCUUUUUUCCCCCAAAAGGAGAGUAGCAAAUCCAUAGAGUCUUUCAAGUCAUAAAUUAUAAAACUAAUGUGCUUUGAGGUUGAGGAUUGAGAGAAGAAUCUAAUGAUCAACUAUUUUAAGUUAUUUGAAUGGGAAUCAAGUGGUUAUAAAGCACCUUAAUUCAGGAAAUAAUUUGCUUUACUAUCUAGAUAAAAACCAACUGAAUUGAAUUGUUGAAGACAUUUGCAUGAAAUUGCACCUGGGGCACAGCUUGGUAUUUAUGAUCCUGCCUUUUGACUGUUGUAUUACAUUUUCCUUUUCCUGGUCCCCUCCAGAACUUUCCCAAAGUCUUUGACUUUUUGCCUAAUUCAGCCAUGGAAUUUUUUCCAUAAUAUUAAUGUAAAAAUAUUUGUGUUACUGUUUAUAAAUACAACUGUAAAUAAAACCAGUACA
Molecule: messenger RNA, 3270 nt
Organism: Gracilinanus agilis (Agile Gracile Mouse Opossum)
Lineage: Eukaryota; Metazoa; Chordata; Mammalia; Didelphimorphia; Didelphidae
Gene: TBC1D23
Product: TBC1 domain family member 23
Exons: 20
Coding region: 5-2110 (701 amino acids)
Biological process (GO): embryonic brain development; retrograde transport, endosome to Golgi
Cellular component (GO): trans-Golgi network
Source: RefSeq, a predicted model, not a curated record